AUGGCGGCAUGGCUCCGCGCCCGCGCGGGCGCGGAGGACGCGUAUCUCUACCUCGUGUUCUUCCUCCUCUCCGCCGCGCAGGCGUUGCCCAUCACCGCGACCGCGCUCGUGCUGAACGACGACCUCGGGAUGCGAUCUCGCCCCGAAGCUCUGAACGCGUACUUCGCCGUGGAGUUCAGCCUCAGCGCGCUGAAACCCGCGUGGGCGGCGCUGUCCGACCUCGCGCCGAUACGCGGCAAGAGGCGCGUGCCGUACAUGGUGCUCGGCGCGCUGUCGCACGCGCUCGCGCUGCAGUUUUACGCGCGCGUGCGAACGAUCGCGCAGCUGUACGCCGCGGGCGUCGCGGCGUCGCUGACGUUCGCGAUGUGCGAAUCCGGCGCGGACGGGAUGCUCGUCCAGCUCGGCGGCGGCGACGCGUCGCGCGCGAUGAACCUCCAGGCGCGCGGGAUGACGGCGAGGAACCUCGGCGGGCUCGUCGCGUCCGCGCUCAGCGUCCCGGCGCUGCUGUGGUUCUCGCCGCGGACGGUGAUGUCGCUCGCGGGCGUGGUCGCGGUCGCCGCCGCGAUGGCCGCGUCGCGCGCGCGCGAGGAGGCGUCGGCGUCGGCGCCGGCGCCGGCGGCGGGCGGCGACGGGCCGUCGUUCGUCCCGGUCCGCGGCGACGAGGAGGACGGCGAGGGCGACGACGAGGCUUCGGACGGAGGAAGAAGAGACGCGCGCCGCCGCCGCGGUCGAUGGACCGCGCUGGCGUCGCGUCGCGUCGUCUGCGCGGCGGGAUUCAUCUUCCUCUCUCGCGUCGCGCCCACCGCCGGGGUUACGUACGACGCGUUCGCGUACAGCGUCUUCGCGCUCCCGAACUGGGCGUUCAGCGGCUUACUGCUCGUCUCCACGUUCGCCUCGGUGCUCGCAUCGUGGGCGUACGACGCGUUGUCGCGUCGCGGCGGCGUCGACCUCGGCGCGACGGCGCUCCUCGGCGCGUGCGUCGACGCCGCGUGCGGGUUGACGCGCGUGAGCGUCGCGACGGCGGCGGCGCGCGGCGCGUCGUCGUCGACGCGGCGACGCGCGCCCGCGCCCGCGCUGAUCGCGUCCGCGCUCGCGUCGUCGUUCGGGAUGACGCUCAACUACGUCCCGACGCUGGCGCUCGCCGCGGCGGCCGCGCCGAGGGGGUUGGAGGCGGUCGGGUAUUCGUCGUUGGUGUGCGUCGCGGACGCGGCUACGGCUAUCGGGUCCGUCGUCGCCGCGCGCGCGACGACGGCGUUUCGAUUGGGGGAUCCGGGAGCGUCUCCGGGGUCUUCGGGGGGGAGGUCGUGGAAGGAUCUGGACGUCUUCGUGUGGACGUGCGCGGGGUGUAAGCUGUUGCCGCUGCUAGCGCUGCCGCUAGUGGCGCGCGUCGUCGGCGACGCGAAACCGCGGCGGGGGGCGCGCGGCGACGAAGACGACGACGAAGACGAAGACGACCGCGGCGGCGACGGGAGCGAGGACGACGACGUCGGCGACGUCUUCGGCGAGGACGGCGACGAUUUAGGCGCGCGUUUGUUAACGCGACGUGGUAGUUAG
This is a messenger RNA of Micromonas pusilla CCMP1545, 1554 nucleotides long. Its product is annotated as folate-biopterin transporter family. NCBI's taxonomy places the organism in Eukaryota, Viridiplantae, Chlorophyta, Mamiellophyceae, Mamiellales, Mamiellaceae. The transcript has a single exon. The coding region runs from base 1 to 1554 and encodes 517 amino acids. The record is from RefSeq and is a predicted model, not a curated record.